AUGAACUUUCUACUUCCAUAUUCAUUCCUCUUUGAAAUCGGCUUGACUGCUUUCCUUUCUCACCUUCAUUUUCAUAUUCUACAAGAUUUAAUCCUCCAUUAUGUGAUUCUCUUUCGAAUUCGUCUUCCAACAUGGGGUGUUCAUGAAUGGUAUUGGUUUCUAAGGACAGGCUUCUUCCCAAGCGCUUUAGGAUAUUUAAAUGGUUUAUGUGUUCAAUUACAAGUGAUCGGUACUCUUCUGAUUGCAAUCAAUCGAGCCACAUCACUUGCUUUUCCUCAUCAUUAUGAUAAAGACUUGCUAAUGCACUACAGUCUCCUUUUCCGAAUUCGUCUCCCAACCUGGGGUGUCUAUGAAUUCUUUUGGAAUGUUCAAGAGGGCGUAAUCCCUGCAAUUCUUGCUGUCGGUUACAUGUUUUCGGUUCUUUUUCAAGAACUUGGCACUCUUCUCAUUGCAAUUAAUCGAGCAACUUCUUUAACCUUCCCGCAGCACUACGAAUGGGUUAGUUUCCGUCUAGCGUUCUUGUUGUUGAUUUCCGAAGAGACGCGCAUGAUUGUGACGGGAAAAUUGAAAGGAAGAGAUGGAGUGCACACGAAGACGGCUGUGUCGACGAUUUCCAUGCAAAACUCUCCCCGUUUACUCCAAUCAUCAAUGCUUAUGGCAAAUGCGAAAUCAACCAAUCCGGGGUUAAAUCACAGUAAGACAACCUCGAAUAUGUAUGGGAAUGCA
Molecule: messenger RNA, 726 nt
Organism: Mesorhabditis belari
Lineage: Eukaryota; Metazoa; Nematoda; Chromadorea; Rhabditida; Rhabditidae
Source: the annotation of a GenBank genome assembly